Messenger RNA from Gastrolobium bilobum, 1581 nucleotides. RefSeq lists its product as uncharacterized. The transcript has 4 exons. Bases 1 to 1581 code for a protein of 526 amino acids. The record is from RefSeq and is a predicted model, not a curated record. Lineage: Eukaryota; Viridiplantae; Streptophyta; Magnoliopsida; Fabales; Fabaceae.
AUGCAUACAAGAAGUCCACAAUAUGUUGGUCAAGAAGAUAGAUUCGUCGAUUUAUCUGCACCUGCACAAGUGUUAAGUAAAAUAACAUCGCGGGAGGAAGAUAAGGAGAAGGAGAUGGAGGAUAUGGACUGUGAUGAGGAGGGAGAACCUGAUAGUGUUAUUCUACUAGGUGACACCUCUGAUACUAACGUGGAGGGUGAUUUGGACACUGACACAAACCUAGUAGACCUAAGUUCCCCGGUCAUGCCACCACUUCAUGUUGACCCAGUUAGUAGUGGUAACUUAAUGUUGUAUGGUGACGAUGACUUGCACGAUGGUUGGCAAUUAGGGGAUCCAUUAUAUUUGUAUCAAGAGUUUCGUUCCAAAUCUGAAAUGCAACAUGCCGUGAAAGUACAGUGUAUGAAGGCUCAUCGUACAACCGUAGUAUCAAAAAGCGAUGAGCAUAGAUUUGUGAUGAAGUGUAGAAACCAUGAUGACAGUUGUCCCUGGUAUAUGAGGGCAAUGUUGCCGAAGGAUGAAAAUACUUGGGUCGUUAAUAAGUGGGGUAAAGAUCACACCUGCCUAAACCAAGGUCUUACCCGGGAUCAUAAACAAUUGGAUUCAGAGGUUGUAUGUGCAACCAUUAUAAGUAUGUUAAGGGAAGAUCCAACUUUAAAACUAAUGUUGAUACAAGAGAGAAUACAACGUCUGUAUGGGUACAAUAUAACUUACAAGAAGGCUUGGAAGGCAAAAAUGAAGGGCAUUGUGAAGUUAUUUGGUGACUGGGAAAAAUCAUAUGCAUUAUUGCUGAAUUGGCUGACAUACAUGACACAGUGUAAUGUUGGUUCAGUGUUCAAGCUUGAUACAGAUCAAUGUUUUGACGAACAUCGAGUUUAUACCGACAAGGUUGUCUUUCAUAGGGUUUUUUUUUGGAUAUUUUACCAGUGCAUUGAGGCCUUCAAAUACUGUAAGCCCAUAAUACAAAUUGAUGGGACUCAUCUGUAUAGGAAAUAUAAAGGAACUAUUUUGAUUGCGACGUCACAGGAUGGAAAUGGAUAUAUGUUACCUAUUGCCUUUGUUGUUGUUCCUCCAGGUGAGAAGUUGGAAGAUUGGUCAUGGUUUCUUAGCCUUAUACGUUUUCAUGUGACACAUAGGCAAGAUAUUUGUCUAAUAUCUGAUCUUCACCGAAGCAUCAUAAGGGCAGUCCACGAUCAUACUAGUUGGCAGCCUCAAUUUGCAUAUAACAUGUUUUGCCUACGUCACAUCGGAAGCAAAUUUAAUACUAAGUUUAAGGAUGUCGAGUUGAAGAAAACGUUGAUGAAACUAGGGUACAUGAGUUCCAAGAUUCAGUUUGACAUGAGAUUUCAAGAAUUUAUUGACAAUAACCCAGAAGUUGCUUCUUGGAUAGAUCUGAUCCCAAAAAAGCAAUGUUGCAGGUCUUAUGAUGAUGAGGGACGGAAGUUUGGUCACAUGACGACUAACCUAUCUAAGUGUGUGAAUAAGGUCCUAAGGGGUGUACAUUAUCUUCCCAUAACAUCAUUGGUUAAACAUACCUACAAUAGACUUAUUGAAUAUUUCAUCAACAAACGUGAAAAGAUAUAG